This is a messenger RNA of Marchantia polymorpha subsp. ruderalis, 2326 nucleotides long. NCBI's taxonomy places the organism in Eukaryota, Viridiplantae, Streptophyta, Marchantiopsida, Marchantiales, Marchantiaceae. The record is from the annotation of a GenBank genome assembly.
GCCCAUUUCUUCUUCUUCCUCCUCCUCCUCUUCUUCUUCUGCUUCGUCGUCGUCGUCGUCGGUCUGGUCCGGCCUGGUCUCCGAGCUGCAGCUGCUGCUGCUGCACUCUUUACUGCUGCCAUAAAGAUGUGGGGCACUGGGCCAGAUGCAACCUGCCCGCCUGCCCCCCCGAUACCCAUCUAUCCAUCUCUCUCUCACGCACACACACACACUCUCUCUCUCUCUCUCUCAUCAAUCGACCCUGCCCCCCCGCCAACCAAGCCUGCCUGCCUGCCUGCCUGCCUGCUUCUGCCUGUGGCGGUCUCUGUCUCUGUCUGUGUCCCACUCCCCCCCUCUCUAUCUGUCUGAGAACAUUUCGCCUUCCUAUAUAAAAUUCUGUGGCUUGUGGUCAAGCAUUCAGUCGAUCGCCACAUCCUCAAGCGACUUCUCUCCUGUCUGUGAAUAUCUCACUCUCUAUCUCUCCCUCUCUCUCACACUCUGUGUCCCUCUCUCUCUCUCUCGCAGUCUAUCUCCUACUCUCUCUCACUCACUCUCGCACACUCCUCUCUCUGCGGGUGUCUUAUGUUCUCGGACUCGGAAUAGUUUUGUCGAGAGCUAUCGAAGCGGGCUGCGCCAACUGGAGGAGGAUCGGGCCGAUUGGACUGCGGUCGUAGAAGAUUGAAGGUUCAUGGUGUGUGAGAAGGGUCAGUGUAGAGAGCUUGAGUGUAUGAAGGGCGUCGAUCGCAGAACUAGUCGUCGGGGAUCGAAGGUCGGAGGUUUGUAGCCUUUGCGCCCGAGUGCGGAUCGCGUCGUGGUGUGAAGCGGUUCGCUUCAGUCUUCUUCCCGAGGUUCAGAGACGUUUGUGCUGUCACCAUGGUGCUAGGAAAGAUGCCGAGGAGCACCUCGAAGCUAGUCAAGAGGAUACAGGGAUUGACGAGUCCGAAGAAGGCGAAUUCGGAGCUGGGCCAUUCCAAGAGGGUGGCGUUCUCGCAGCUGCCGGAGUCCGCGCAGUGGGCUCUGCUCACGGGCAGAGCCGGAGGCAUGUCCAAGUCGUCCAAGUUAGGCAGGCUUCCGCAGGACAUUCCGCAAGGAUGCCUGGCCGUGUACGUGGGGCUCGAGAGGAGGCGGUACGUCAUCAGCACCAACUUCCUCGCGCACUCGCUCUUUAAAGAAUUGCUCAAGCGAUCGGAGGAGGAGUUCGGGUUCGAGUACGAGGGCGGGCUCAACAUUGCCUGCGACUGCUCGCUCUUCGAGAACGUGCUGUGGAUGAUCGCCACCAAGGAUCCCGCCGCGCGGACCACGAAACUGGACGAGGUCAUCGACAUGCUGGAGAGCUCGUUCUGAAGCCGCUCGCCCUCCGCGCGAACUCAACGACGGAGACGACGAAGAGGAAGACAGUAGUCGCUUGCUUGCACUGAAGUUAGAUUUUGCCCCUGCUCGCUCGUGCUGGUGCGGCGCACGCACUCUCGACGCUGGCCGCGACAAGAUAUCGCUCCGCCGCGGACCGACCGACCAUCGCGCGCAAUCCCUCCUCCGUCACAUCGCUCGACGGCAAGAAUGCGCGCACACAGCUCUUCACGCGCACAUUGGUUCUCUUCCGCGGCGGAGCUCGGUUUCCGACGAUGGCCUUGCCUUCCGCCCCUCGAGAAGGUGCUCAAGGCCUGUGAAAUUCGCCGGGCCAGCAGCUCGAGCUUCACCAGCAGCACCCCCGGAAUGCAGCAGCAGACUCGAGAAAGACGAAAUCCAAGCGAGGGUGCUGAGGGAAAUCCCGCCGCUGCCAAUCCCAGCGACGUCCCGAUUCCAGCACCCGUCCACUGGCGGAGAGUCAACUGCUCGCUCGCUCGCUCGAUCGAGCGGGCCACGCCCAAGCACGCAACGGGUGCCCGAACUGCACUUACACCCCGGGAGCAGACAUUCAUCGACGUUCAGACUUGUCUUGUUCCACAAACGGCUACAAGCGGCUUCGGAUACGAGGAGCUCGGUCGGGAAUAUGUAUGUCCAUAGUUUACGACGGAUCGCGCUACGAAUUUAAUUAAUUAACUAGAUGCGGGUUUCCGAGGGAUGUUCAGAGUCCCGUUAGAUUAUUACACAGCAGCUUUAGAGCUUACGGUCUUGCCUCUUGCCAGCUUUGAUGAGAGUUUUAGAGAGAGACAGAGAGAGAUGGAGAGGGAGAGGUGAUUAGAGUAUGUCUGAGAAGCACCGGCUGCUCCAAUGCGCAGACGGUGCUCCAGCCACACCUCGGGCACGGCCUUCUUCUUGUACAGAUACGAGACUUGUGGAGUUUCUCUCUGCGGUCUCAGUCCCCAAAAUGAAAAUCUUACCAGUAACAGCUUUCAGUGUUCAAAGC